This is a messenger RNA of Tuber aestivum (summer truffle), 4517 nucleotides long. Lineage: Eukaryota; Fungi; Ascomycota; Pezizomycetes; Pezizales; Tuberaceae. The record is from the annotation of a GenBank genome assembly.
AUGGCACAGAAAGGCCAUGACGAUUCUUCUUCGAUCCCAACUACUCAAGUGCUCAGUUCUUCCCCAGUACCAGCGCCGCCACCACGGGGGCUGUUGAUAGAUACACCGGAGGCGGGCGGCGGAGGGAAGUUCUCGCUAGUUGAUACGCCUUUCAGAGCGAGUGCGAAUACAACGUUUAGUCACGAUCGCACUGGAAAUUUACGAUUGGAUCUUGGUUAUUCUCAAAUAGACCUCGGGGAGACGCAGGUUGAUGGGCCGGAGAUAUUUGGGGACUAUGAGGAGGAGGAGGAGGAGGAGGGGGAGGACGAGAGAGCAGAAGUCCUUGUUGCGAAUAGUCCCGAGCCAAUGGCGGUAACGAAUACCAGGUGUAACGAGUAUGGGGAGGAGGAAGAAGAGGGGGAAACUCAGUUGGAUGAUGACCCAGAUUUAAGAACUACUUAUUUUCCGGAGAAUAGCAGGUUCGAUACUCCUCGAAAUCCGAAUAGCAAUAAUUCUUCGUCGCCGGUGAAGAAGACUACCCCUACGCCAGGACCUGGGUAUAAUCCGCUCGCGCAUGUCGGGUUUGGAGCAAGUGGUGAGGCGGUUGGAGCAAGUGGGGGGCUAGGAAGCAGGUUGCAUACUGGAUUGAGUUUGUCGCAGAUGUUUGAAAAUACUUCUUCUCCUGUCAGGCCACCGACCGGUGGAGCGUCACUUCCGCCGACGCCAUCAAAAGCGCAAUUGGAGAAGGUCAUGGCGGACUCGGUGUCUAGACUGUCGUCCUACUCGGCACGCCCUCGGAACCAACCCCCCCAUCUGCCCCAGCGAAUGACUACCACUGUUAGGAAACCAAGGUCGUCGAAGAGUCAACCGAGCCCAGCCGAGGUCUACGUGUCUAUCCAAGAAUCACAGGAGGCAAGGGAGGGGAAUGCCAGGAAGAGGAAUGCGAGAGUAGGCCGAGCGACUAAGAGGAAAGGGGGCGGAGGAGGGGAGUCUAGUUCUCCCGUUGUGUUCAAUUCGCCGUUGCCGGUGACCCAAAGACAUACGCAGCCCGAUUCGGAGAAGGUGAAGGUGAAUGAGUCUGAUGAUGGCAUGAUUUCUUCUGAAGAUGAGAGGAAGAGGAAGGCUGCUAUGGCACAGAAGAAGGGGAUUGAGGAGGUCAAGAAGGUGGCGUCGUUGGCUAAGAUUCCGAAGAGUAGUUUAUUGGAGAGGCGGCCCAAAUCUCGGGAGGAGCUGUCGGGGAAGGCGGACAAGAGGCGAGCGGAGAUAUCCGCCAAAGUGCGGGAGUUUCGGGAGGGUUCCCCCACAGACCCUGAUGACGAAACAGGUGAUGAGGAAGAAGAGGGGAUUGUGCCACCGGUACGACAGAACUCUAGAAGGAAGCGUGUGAGUCCUAAACCAGGCCCACGUAUGCCAAUGGGAUCUAGGGGAUCCUCAGUACCACCCAAAUCUGUCAAGUUGCUGCCUGAUACUCAUAUAGCGACAACUUCCUCACCAAAAGAGUCGCCAGAUCUUCCUACGCCAACCGUACUGCAGACCCAACCAGAUCCUGUAUCCGAUUGGGAGAGCAUCCACAACGUAGAGCCAUUGCGGGUAGUUAGAAGAGCAAGGCCUACCCCCUCAGCUCCUCCUCAACAACCCCCUGCGGAUAUGCCGUCUCUCCGGCAUCAAGUUAUGCUCCCUUCGACAAUUGCGGACUCCCAACCGCCGAUCCCGAGCUCGAACCAACAAGGAACUGGCAUGGCCAAAACUUCACUGAAGAAUCUCCCCCCUUUCAACAUCCCGUCGCCGGACACUACGCAAGCAAAGCGAGGUGCUAAUACGAAAUCUGGGCCGGAAUUGGUGCUAGAAACAUCGAACCUCGAAGAGCCCAGCAGUGGGCUGCUAUUGCCUACGAGCAGUUUAACUCCUCUGCCUUCUACACUUUUAAGUUCAGCUGUCAGCGCCCAGCAAAGCUCGCCGCCCGCCGCCUUAAUAACACCAUUUCCAUCACGUGCUAGUAACUUUAGAAGAAUGAAGCAAGGUGCUACGACGAUCCCGGAGACUAGUCCGUGGGAUCGAGAUGGUAUGUUAUCUCCCAUGCCACCGAAUGCCUCACAGUCCGCACCACCGAAUAACAUCGGUUUGCAUACCUCCCGGGAAAAUAUGAGGAAGUCUAUUCAGGAGUCUCCUGUCCGAGGGAAGCGGAAGAGGAGUUCGACUGAGAGGCAGGCACGGUGUGUGGAUUGGGGGAGCGACGUUGUUCCCCAUUCUCCACCUGACGAUGGUAGAAGCCUUGGUGAUACUGCCAUGAAGGGCUUUGCAACAUUGGAGAAUAGCAACUCGUUACUCAGCAGUCGGCCCGAACCAGAUGAUGUUGACAUGGCUGAGUUAGUGGCGGGUGUCGGCAGUGAUGCCGCACGGGAUCCGGUACCGGCGCAAGGACAAUCCGCGGUGGAACCCCCGCCGCCCAAAAGGGCUAGGCCUUCCUUGGGUGGAGAUAAAGAAGUCACUCAUGGGGUCUCGGAGUCUAGGCGGAAGAAAACUGCUAGCGGCACUAAGGAAAAGUCACAAUCUGCGAAGUCUACCAAGUCUACUACCACCACUACGACGAAGAGGGGCAAAGCGCCGCGGAAGUCUACUGGGAGAGGAUCAAAUAAUCAGCCGCGUGCAACAGCAAGGAAGACUAGGUCCUCGACAUCCCUAAGGGGCUCCUUGGCAGGAGCAGCGAUGGACUCACCGACACCGAUGGCCGCACCGGAGUCAGAGGACGAGCUUGAGAGCAAUAAUCCUGCGUUUUCGGUUGCUGGGUCUGUGGCACCAAUAGUUGACUCGAGUCUAGUUUCGCCAGAAAGGGUGUUUGCCCUGUUUAAAGAUGUCAAGAUGUGUUAUCACCCCGCAACAGUGUUAAGCAUCGAUUCAAAGGGCUCUAUCAAAGUAGUAUUCGAUGAUGGCACCGAGGAUGUUCUUGAUAAGGAAGUUCGGAGCCUAGAUCUCCGAAUUGGGGACAUGGUGAAAGUGGACCAACCAUCAAUGAAGAAAGCCGUCUGGACAGUCGUAGGUCUAAACAAGUCCGCUGAAGAGCCCGAUACACACGACCGCGUCGGUGGCCGAAGUCUCACAGACAUUAGAGGUCACUCAAUAGUCGUAGUCAAGCCUAGGAUGACACCAACUUCAAAUAGCACGACUGAAGGCGAAGUCACCGAAAUUCCCUUGACGAAAAUCUACUUAAACCGAACACUUUGGACGCAAUUCUCCGGACGUCCAUAUAAAGACAUGCCCCACCGCAGUCAAAUCCUCCCGCUAAGAACCGCGACACCAUGUAUCGCUGAUCCCACCGCCGACGGCACCAACCAAACAAUCACCACCCCAAAUACCCCAUCCCGGAAUCGCCGAGCAACCCCUAUCACCACCACCACAACCUCUGUCAAACCGACCGGCGGCCUAUUCUUCAACAUGCUCUUCGCGCUAAGUUUCGGCGAGAACGAAUCCGAGAAACGCACUGUCACGCAUAAGAUCACCAGCAACGGUGGCCGCCUCGUUGGCAACGACUUUGAACACCUCUUCCACCAAGAAACCACCGCCGCCGCUGGCGGCGGCCUAACACCGAAAGCAGAAUCGGCAUGUGUUGGCUUCACCUGCGUGAUAACUAACAAGCACUCUCGCCGCGUAAAGUUUUUACAAGCCCUCGCCCUGGGGAUCCCGUGCCUCGCUCCCCGGUGGGUCGAGGACUGUGUCAGGGUGCGGCGAUUACUAGACUGGGAUACCUAUCUAUUGCCCGCAGGUGAGAGUGCAUACCUUGCUGGCGCGGUCAGGUCUAGAGUUAUGGAGUACGUGCCUGCGCGGGAGGCGAGGUUUCUGGGCAUGGUGGAGGUGAGGCGGAGGUUGUUACUUGGCGGACAGGUGGUUGUGGUUAUGGGCAAGGGGGGUGCGGGGGUUGGGCGGUGGGUUUGUGUCCCCUCUUUUAUUUGCUCCCCCAUACUUGCCUUUUCUCUUUUCUUUUCAGGAUACGUGAGUGCUAAUCCAUUGUGUGAUGUCAUGCAGAAGCCAUAUUUAUUCCUGGCGUACGCCAUGGGUGCGGGAAAAGUUUUCGUCGUGCAGACUGUGGAAGCCGCUCUUGGCGUACUAUCGAAACAUGAUGGCGGACUCGAUAAGGAGGACGCGGAGAAGCAGGCGGAUGAAGCAGGCGACAGUGGUGGGACGCGCAAGUUUGUAUAUAUCGACGCGAAAGAAAGGAAGCACGCCGAGAGGUUAUUACGCCAUGCUGGAAGGAACGUUAGGGUUGUCGAUGACGAGUGGGUUAUUCAGAGCUUGAUCUUGGGAAAGCUGAUUUCUGGGGAGUAGAUAAUUUUAAGUUGGGUCAGGGGGUUGAUUAUGCAUGUAUAAGUAUAUAUACCCUAUGGUAUGGUGUGGUGUGGACGGCGUUUGUGUGUGUGUAAUGUACGAGUACAGCUCAUGUAUGAUACCUAUGAGAUGCUAUGCAGUGUUUUGGAGUUCCCCUGUUUUAUUCUUUUCUUUUUAAAAGGCUUUAAUAGUAAUAUGAGUAAUAGAGGAACCUGUAA